GCUUGGAAGGAGGCUAAGGUGCUUUUCUCUACCUGCCUGGCAAGAAAGAGGACUGAAUAAUUCAGAUUUUCUCCCAAGAGCCCCUCCCCUCCUUUCUGCCCCCUUCCAACAACAACUUCCCCUCUUUCUUCCUCCUCCUCCUCCUCCUCUUCUUCCCUGCCCCCUUCCCCCCCCCCCUCCGCCCCAUUUCUACCCACACAUCGCUCCCAAAGGCAUCCAGGCAGGGAAUGAGGCUGGCGCUCGGCGGUGGCACACCACAGCACUCGCCUUUUGCCGGCAAAGGGGAAGAAGCGGGCACCGCCGGGCACCGCUGAGUCUGGCAACCAGGGGCAUCGGAGCCCUCUCUUUGCCAGGGAGCCCCCAAAGCCGGGAAGAGCCCAAAAAGGCUGAAAAAAGAAGGCGAAGAACCCGCCACUCGCCCCGGAGCAGAGAAGAGUUUUUGAGUCUACUACAAUGGACCCCAAGGACAGGAAGAAGAUCCAGUUUUCCGUGCCCGCUCCUCCCAGCCAGCUGGACCCCCGGGCCGUGGAAAUGAUCCGUCGGCGAAGACCAACACCAGCUCUGCUAUUUCAGUUGUCGGAAACUUCUUCACCUGAGGAAGGAUCUCCAUAUCAGAGAGCUUUGGGUGAAGGCUACCACCUUAAAAACAAAAGGAACUCCCCCUGUGUCUACACUCCUCCUUCUCUUAAAGCUGUGCAGCGCUUAGCACAAAGCCAUUUGGAAUCAAACCGUUCCUGGAUGGAAGAAGAGUAUGCUGAGGAAGAGGAAGAAGAGGAGGAGGAAGAGGAGGAAGAAGAGGAAGAAGAAGCUCAGGACUCGGAUGACACCGUGAGGGAGAUGCCUGGACUGUUGUCCCAGGGGCAGAAGCAGCUGGGCACGGCUUCCAAGACAGGCUUGCUCAGGCAAUGCACUGUCUUGGAAAAUAAGCCUAAAGAAUCUGAGCGUCCUGUCUAUCCGUCUCUCUCCAAAUCACAGAAACGGAAAGGUGGGCAGAAAGUAUCUUUUGCUGGAUCUGUGGAGGAGGUCCCCAAUGAAUCGGAGAAAGAAGAAACUUUAGCCGAGGAAGAAGAAUCCCAGGAGCAGCAGAACCAAGCAGCAGCAGUGGAAGGGGAACAAGGAGACCCACCAAUGGCAGAUCAUGUCAUGGAAGUGAGCCACUCCAGUUGGGAAGAGAGACCUCCUCAUGCUGUUAACCUGGAAAACCGUUCCUCCCCUCCUCCGAUCCAUACUACCACCUAGCACAAGAAGCGAAGGGUUGAGCUGGGAGCUGUCCUCUUGAUGGAGAACUCUCAUUUUUCACCAAGCCACAUCAGAUUGUUUCCUUUAACAACUAUUUUUCUCUUUUACCCUACUUUCUGUUCCAAAUUUGUCUUUCUUUUGGCAGUGUUUGGUUUGUGUUCAGUGAAUUAUUUAGUAGAGAGAAAGGGAGGAACGAGGGAAAGGAAGACUGGUGGGUGGAGAAGCUUGGAAGAAAACCUCUAUACUCAGAGAUAGACUGUCUCUGAUGGCCAUGAGCUGAAGACAGGUGGUCGAGAUGGCUGCAUCUACUAUGCCUUGCUUGUAUGAAUCCCAGAAGGGCCCUUCAAGUUCAUCACUAUGUGAAGAGCUUGACCUAAAUCAGAGUAGCAUUGCUGGAUUGGAUAUGGGGUGGUUUUUAGAGAGAACCAAUACCUUUGUGCAGUUUGACUGAGUUUACUGGGUUGCUGUGAGUCUUUUGGGCUGUAUGGCCAUGUUCCAGAAGCUUUCUCACCUGACCUUUCACCCACAUCUGUGGCAUUUGAGGAUGCCUGCCACAGAUGUGGGCAAAACAUCAGGAGUGAAAGCUUCUGGAAUAUGACCAUACAGCCUGAAAGACUCACAGCAACUCAGUGAUUCUGGCCAUGAAAGCCUUUGCCAAUAAAUUGACUGAGUUCAUCCUGCUCCAUGAGCUCAUCAGGUUUAAAGGUACAAUUUACAUCUUUAAUUGGCCAAUACAUUGCUGAAAUUGAAUUGUCCUUGGGUUUUUUAAAGGCAUCUUUUCAAUUUAGCAGUGGCAUUAAAGAGUUGUGAAAUAGGAUGCACAGGGAGUACUCAAAUUAUUCUAAAGCAAAAUCAUGCUAAGAAAAAAAUACACAUCCCCAUAUGUUUUGUAUUAAGAGAUAUAUUAUGCUUUUACGUGGGUCAUGGGGGCAAAGUUUCUAUGUUGCUGAAUUUUGGUUGUAGCACCAAGAUCUGCAGAAGAUGGCCACCUAUCAUCCAAUAGAGAUAUUAGUUUUUAACAGCUCCUUUUAUCCAUUGAGAUCUGAGAUUUUGCCACAGUGCUACUUGAGACCAGUGGAUACAUUCUCAUACACAUAAUUUAGAUGCUAACAUUCCUCCAAAACAGUUGUACUGCUACCAACAAAAGAUGUCUUUUGGAUGUCAUGGAGUGUGAAAUAGGAUAGAAGUGGUGGGAAAAGAAAGAAGAGCAUUAAUAUCAGAGGUCAUUGUCUCAAUCUUUGGUAAAACUCUGUGAAUGAGGCAAGGAAAUGGCACAAUAAAAGCUUCAUAUGGAACCAUUUCUGGCCUGAAGGCAUUAGAAUUGGGAGAGAUGCAUUUUGAGAAAGCACGUCGUUCCAGUAACCGGCAACUUGAGACACAGAUUGAUAAGUUGGAAGAAAGCUCUGCGUGGUCCGUUUCUCUCUUGUAUUCUCCCAGAUGUUAUGUUCCUCUCCUUGAAAGCUGAAAAUCAGGAUCCAAUCAAUCUGUACAGUCCAAGUUGUUAUUUUUCUCUAAGCCCUUUGACUUCCUACCCACCCCACCCUUCUUCCUGUGUAUUGGAAAAUGCCUCUUCAUGUGCCUCUCUGCUCUAUUAAAGCUUUGUAAAUAAAAA
Anolis carolinensis (green anole) is the source of this 2851-nucleotide messenger RNA. It is a transcript of the gene ppp1r1b, whose product is annotated as protein phosphatase 1 regulatory inhibitor subunit 1B. Gene Ontology annotation, molecular function: protein phosphatase inhibitor activity. Lineage: Eukaryota; Metazoa; Chordata; Lepidosauria; Squamata; Anolidae. The transcript is spliced from 9 exons. Bases 454 to 1239 code for a protein of 261 amino acids. The record is from RefSeq and is a predicted model, not a curated record. Gene Ontology annotation, cellular component: cytoplasm. Gene Ontology annotation, biological process: intracellular signal transduction.